AUGACCGCGAUACCAUCAUUUGUGUUUCAAGAUGUGGACGCGCCACAACUGGAUGAUAAAAUGGACGUAGCCUCAUCGCCCUUUCGGCAGCCUGACGACAUCGACAUCGAGCUCGAUUCCGUUCGCGACCCUUCAGUCAUCGGCUCCAUACACGACGACAUGAUCGAUGAUGAGUCCGUCCAGUUAGACGACAGUGGUAACAACCCUCGGCAAGAUGAGACCGAUGAAAUAUUGCCUGAUGAUGAUAUGUUUGAUGAUACGAAUGCGCUCUUGACAACCGAAAACGCAGAUAUCGAUUACAACAUGGACGGUGAUGGAGAAGGAGUCCGACUUGACGAAGAUGAGGACAUUUUGUACGAGGAAGAGGAAGACAUGCCCCUGGAGCAGCCUAUAGAAAUCACCGACCAUGCCUAUGAAAUCACACUGGAUGAAGAACCACCAUUCCUCGAAGAGGGCGGUGACGAAGUCGAUCUCACGGUUCUCGAAGAACACGCUGAAGACGAGCAACUUACAACUAAUGUAGCACCCAUCGGAUCAUACCAGGAAACCACAGACGUAACUGAACAGAAGCCGAAGGCCGCCGUGCCCGUCCAAUCGCCUCUUCCAGAAGUUGAAAACGAAUCGGCACGCUUCGAAGACGGAGAACAAGAUAACGGUGGCCAGGAUCAUGACCAAGUUGAAGACCAUCACGAAUCUGGGGACGACGUGUCCGCGGCUAUUGAUGGAAUCGACACGCAUGAACUGGCCGUCCAACCCUCGGAGACGGUUCCAUCUACUGGUGACGCCCUGAUGUCCGCUUCACAUGACAAUGUCGAGCAGCAAGAAGAUGCUGAGCAUCCAGCCGCCGAGCAUGCAGACAAGUCUCAGGAGACACAAGCCUCUUUGCAUCCUGUAACACUGGUCUAUCUGGACGAGGAGAUGUCACUAUUUCCACCCAUGCUUGGAGACUCCUCAGCCGUCUACUUCUUGCAAGACUCCUCGCUUGCCUUCGAGCCACUUGACAAAGUGCUCGCGACUUGUCGUGACAUUCUCAGUGGAACUCUGGAUCAUCACGAUGAGCUUGUCCUGGAUAUUACUUCUCUGGGACUUCACAUUUGUGAAGAUUCGAAAUAUGCCGCACAGAUCACCUUGUCCCAGAUCCUCGAGGUAUACUUGCAACUCUGCAACAAUGAUGGAAACGAAGAGUCACCACCCUUGUGUUGUUAUCUGAGCAGCCGUGUGAGCUUGGCGUCGCAAUAUGCUUAUCUUUCAUCCGCAUGUGGUGAAGGUAAAGGGUUCUCAGAAAUCGCCGCUGACUACGUUGACACUCCAGAGCCUGAGGAUCAGCAGCCUUACCAUGAGCACGAUGCCGAGGAAGGUGCCAACCAGAGGUCUGCCAUGGAAGAACUUCCUGGCAACGGCGCAGAUCCUGUCACGGCAAACCUUGCUGGCGAAACUCAGGAUGCUUCUCAGCCGGCUCAAAAUGCUCCGGAUUAUGUCAACGAACCGGAGGACGCAACAGGAUCUGAUGGUCACUUUGCUGAAGGUGCCCAGAAUGCGGACGAUGUGUUUGCCUUACCUGAGGCGGAUGGAGAGCAUCCUGCAGAAUUAUCCACAGCCCAAGAGACGAACGAAGAUGCCAAAGUCCCUGCACCUGACUCUGCAGACCAGCCUGGUGAUGAUCCCGACGGCGAGGGUGAGGAGCUGGAAGUUGCUGACGUCGGCCAUGAUACCUCGUCUCAGCUUUCCGGUCCCUCAAAAGUGGGUAUAGAUGAGGACGAGACCAAUAGCUCACAUACCGUACAAGCAGACCAUGUGGAAACCGAGUUUGCAGAUCCUGAUGCUGUACGAGUCGAAACAGAGGGCGAGGAAUCAUUCAACGAAUUCCAGAACCACGCGCAGGAUUCCGAACACGAGCCUGUGCCAGAGCUGGAUUCCUUCAGUGAUGAAGAACUGUUUGCUCUGGAAGAGGGCAGCAAGGACGAUCUUAAAGAUGUUUCGAUUCCUGCGGAGCAUGCAGAUCCAGGUCUUCCGGGUGAGCAGCAGCAGUCAAGCACCCAACCUCAAUCAGACCCGCCAAGUCUCUCCCUCAAACCUCCGACCGCCGCAAGUCCUCCCAUUACGCCAUCCAAGAGCAUUCAUUCCAAGCGGAAGGUGGAAGACGACGAUGAUUUCGACCUCCUGGAAUUUGAUACACCUGAACCCAAGCGUCGGCGGCCUUCUUGA
Exophiala viscosa is the source of this 2205-nucleotide messenger RNA. RefSeq lists its product as uncharacterized. Bases 1 to 2205 code for a protein of 734 amino acids. NCBI's taxonomy places the organism in Eukaryota, Fungi, Ascomycota, Eurotiomycetes, Chaetothyriales, Herpotrichiellaceae. The transcript has a single exon. The record is from RefSeq and is a predicted model, not a curated record.